AUGGACAACAUCGCCUUGUCCAAAGCCCUCAUCGUGCUUGCCAACAAUAAAGCAACAUUAAACGGUAUGUUCUUCGUUUCAGGCAAUAAGAAUUCAGCAAAUGAAGUAUUAAUUGCCACAAAGCUAGCAAAGAAGAUGACCAAGUCAAUUUUCAUGAGGCAAAAGAAUGGGAAGAAACUAUUGGACAAUAAAGAAAUUGAAAAACAUGUUAACCGAGACUGCGAUGCUUUGCCUGGCUGA
Molecule: messenger RNA, 240 nt
Organism: Dovyalis caffra
Lineage: Eukaryota; Viridiplantae; Streptophyta; Magnoliopsida; Malpighiales; Salicaceae
Source: the annotation of a GenBank genome assembly